ACUUUAUGCUCUGUCUUGACGCUUUAUCGCUAAUUCGCGCGGCGAAUCAGUUGCGUUGGGAGCCACAGGCUUUGACGUUUGAAGGCUGUGAGUGGCGGGGCACGAGCAUAUCGAGACUGGAGCUCGUGAGGUGUCCUUGCGUACACUAAGAAAGUACGAUGGACUGCACGAGACACUGUUGUGAUUAAGGUAUGUUAAGCGCCCCAUUAAUGUAGAACUGAGAUGGAGGCUACAGCCGGAACUGGGACUGUCUCCUUAUCUGAAUCCAAGCCUAACCUUCAGAAAGUAGCAUGAGUCCAGGAACUGUGUGUGUCAGCUCGGAAAGAGCAAGUCCUCGUGCUGGUCACUCUUCCACUUCUCCUUCAGCACAACCUCACUCUCUCGCAUCUGGCGACUCUCAUGCGCCAGGUCAUCUAAACGGAGUAGCUUCACCUGGUCAGGGGUCAGGCUCUAGCCCGUCCCCGACAAGCCCACCUGGCUGCAACCUGCUCCCAGAUCUAGCUAUCCGUCAAUUUACACCCGCUUCCCUUGCUUCAACGGUGGCCGGGAUGGUAGGUGCGGGAAUGAAGUCAGGGUUUGAUAUCCCCCACACUUCAGCUGGUGUAACCGUUACAGGAAUGCCCUGGUCCCUUAUGCCAGGCAACUAUGGGUACGGUGGAGGUAGUGGUGGUCGAUCAGAUCGCCCAGUACACACAGGUUCUCCUCCGGGGAUCCCUGCGGACUCGGCCCACGAGUGUCGUCUGAUCGAUUACCGCGGUGCCAAAGUGGCCGCAUUCCGAGCGAAUGACGAAUACUUGCUGUGUCUACCACAGGCUUUUGAACUGUUCCUGAAACACCUGGUCGGAGGACUACACACAGUGUACACCAAAUUGAAGCGGCUGGACAUCACCCCAAUCGUAUGUAACGUGGAGCAGGUCAGGAUCUUGCGGGGCCUAGGAGCCAUUCAGCCCGGCGUGAACCGCUGUAAGCUGCUGUCCUGUAAAAACUUCGACACUCUAUACCGAGACUGCACAACCGCCAGGUAG
Messenger RNA from Limulus polyphemus (Atlantic horseshoe crab), 1025 nucleotides. RefSeq names its product dachshund homolog 1-like. The coding region runs from base 291 to 1025 and encodes 244 amino acids. The record is from RefSeq and is a predicted model, not a curated record. Lineage: Eukaryota; Metazoa; Arthropoda; Merostomata; Xiphosura; Limulidae. The transcript has a single exon.